UCUUUUCCACUCGUCUUGACUGCAGCUGUCUGUCGUCUGUGUUGAAGACAACAUACCGAGACCAGAGAUCUCCUCACAAUCUCACCAGAAUGAACCACACUUCAGCUGCAAAGUACAGCUGGAAGCAGAACUCAUUACAUGAAAAGGCUGUGUGUGAAUGAACAAAAUAAGAUUCAUAACAAUUCUGAAAGAACUUCUUUUCAAGCAGAGAAACAGAGCUCCAACAACCUGCAUGCACUAAAAGAAAGAAGCAAAAUAUCUUAGAAUUAAUCUCUUUUUCUUCCUAUUUCUUGGUUUAUUUCUGUAAAGAGUUCUGUCUCCUCCCUCAUCUCUUCUCGAUGUGUGAAAUGACUGUUUAAACAGGAAGUGUCUGUUUUAGAAGACACCGAACAGCAGUUAUUUUUAUUAAUGUGUCAGUAUGGGGUCCGGUGCACUGGCUCUCAUUCUCUUGCUGAUGUCCUUCAUCCACGCUGGACUCACUCAAGAGAGACCAAAACCUGUAGUGAAGGUGAGUCCAGAUGAGCGUGUGUUCAGAGGAGAGACAGUCACUCUCACAUGUGACAUACAGAGAGCAGGAGACAUUCAGUGGACAUACAGCUGGUUUAAAGAUGGAUACACUUUCUAUCCAUAUCCAACAACAACAACAGAGAUCAGGUUCACAGCUGAUUACAGUGCUGAAUACAGCUGUAGAGGAGAGAGAUCAGACUCACAGAGAUCAGACACCAGUGCUGCUGUUACACUGACUGUAUCAGAUUCAUCCAAAUCUACACUGACUGUGACUCCAGACAGUCCUGUAUUCUCUGGAGAAACAGUCAAUCUGACCUGUGUGAUUGAGACUUACAGUUACGGAUGGAGAAUUGACCGAACAUAUGACUGGAGAUAUGAGUGGUAUAAAGACAGUGUAAUGUUACAGACGUCUGGUCGUUACACUGUAAACAGAGACACUCUCACUAUCAGAGGAGUAAUUACAUCUGAUCAGGGUCAGUACUGGUGUAGAGGACAGAUAAGAUCAGUCUGGUCAUCGUUUAGCUCUGCUGUUUCUCUCUCAGUGAAGGAUUCACCCAGAUCUACACUGACUGUGACUCCAGACAGUCCUGUAUUCACUGGAGAGACAGUCAACCUGACGUGUGUGAUUGAGACUUACAGUAACUGGAGAUGGAGAAUUGACCAAACGUAUGGCUGGAGAUAUGAGUGGUAUAAAGACAGUGUAAUGUUACAGACGUCUGAUCGUUACACUGUAAACAGAGACACUCUCACUAUCAGAGGAGUAAUUACAUCUGAUCAGGAUCAGUACUGGUGUAGAGGACAGAGAGAUAAAAGACCAAACUCAUCACAAUCAAGAUCUGCUGUUAAUCUCACUGUGAUGGAUUUACCCAGAUCUACACUGACUGUGACUCCAGACAGUCCUGUAUUCACUGGAGAGACAGUCACUCUGAAGUGUGUGAUUGAGACUUACAGUAACUGGAGAUAUGAGUGGUAUAAAGGUACAAACAACAGUGUAAUGUUACAGUCAUCUGAUCGUUACACUGUAAACGGAGACACUCUCAGUAUUAAAGCACUGAAUGAGUCUGAUCUGGAUCAGUACUGGUGUAGAGGACAGAGAGAUGAGAGACCAAACUCAUCACAGGAGAGUAACCGAAUACAUCUGUCUGUUAAGGUCUCAGAUGCUUCAUCUUCUCUUCUGGUCACUGCUGUGGUUUUGGGAUCAAGUGUUUGCUUGUUGAUCUUCAUCUCACUGCUGCUGCUGUGGAGAUACAAGAAGAACAAAGAUCAGCAGCAUAACAUUAACCAGACAUCAGUCCCAAAUCAAUCUGCAGAAUCUCAACCAGAAAACUCUCCUCUACAGUCUGCAGGUCCUGAUCACAUUUAUGACGACGUGACUGAAGUGAAGAAGAGACACAAAGAUGAUCCAGAGUCAUUUUUGGAGGUCACAUAUUCAGAGGUCUUAUGGUCAUAUUUGGAUAAAGAUGUUUCCAUGGCAGAGUCAAAUGAUGUGACAUAUUCAGAAGUCAUAACAAAAGUAAAGAAAUGCAAAGAUGCUGAUGCUGGAGUUGGUGAUGCAACUUAUGCUUCUGUUAGGAAGAAGGGUCCCUGAGUGCAGUGAAGAUAACAGACGGCUGAAAGAGAUUCACAGCAGCAGACACAGUGACGCUUGCAUUGCUUAAAGGGGUCAUAGGAUGCUAAUUUCACUUUUAUAUGUUGUUUAACAUAAAUGUGUUUUGGCAGUGUGUGUACACAUCUACCCUAUGAUGAUAAAAUCCACACAGUGGUUUUAAUUUAAUCCCUAAAAAUAAUAUCCCCUUUUGCAAAUCAGGCCAUUCUCAGCUCCUUGUCUGUGUGACAUCACACGGAUGAAUGCCCCUCCCACGAAAGUUGAUUGACACUAGCGUCUUACCUUAGCUCCGCCCCCUGAGUGACUGUCAUCAGUCCAACAUUGUUUCACCGCUGGAGCAGAUGUAAAUAAGAUUGUCUCCAGAGCGAUUGAGGUGUUUUGUUGUUGGAUGUAAUAAUGAACAUAGCAGUCGUCAUUUACUCACAACAUCUGAGCCGCUGAAGACACAGUGGAUUAUGUUUGUUUCUGAAGGGAAUGUGCCCCGAUCAAACUAAAUGCGUUUAUGUUCACGCGAAUCAUUCAUGAUCUAGCUUCUCCAACAGAAGAAGUGAGUAUAUGGUUUUUUAUGAAUCUUUGCAAUCGCUGUUCCUAAUAACAUGCUAGUUAGCAAGUUCUGCGGCUAGUAAACAGUCUUAGAGCAGGGUUCGUCACCUCACAGAAGAGAGGGGCGGGGUCAGCAAAGCUCAUUAGCAUUUAAAGCUACAAACACAAAAUGGGUUGAUUUUUGCACAGCUGAUUUUGACACGUAAAAAGGGUGUUGUUUUACACUACCAUUGAGAAAUUUUAACCAAAGUAUGUUACAGACUUUUCAUUAAGACCCUAAGGAAUCAUAUUAACUUGUGGAAAAUAGGCAUCCGAUGACCCCUUUAAGAAAUAAAUCUGAGUGAACUGCUUAUGCACAUGCUUGAUUAAAAUACUUUAGAGAUGUAUAUUUACUGUAUUAUCUGUACACAUGCAAGCAAACAAAUAUAUCUAUAAUACCUGUAUAUAGGAAAAUACUUUUACCAGUGAGCACUUUUGUUUAACACAAUUCAGUGUUAACUUCCCUAAAAGUUAUCAUAGCAAUUAAAUAUUUCAAAAUAUAGAAUAAAAUAUAGAAUAAAUAGUAUAAAAUAAUAGUGUUAUUGGCACUUGGUUAAAAGGAGUUAAAUAUUUUUUUGUUUAAAUCUUUUUUUUUUCAUACUAAUAAAUGCUUGUGUUUUUGCCAAGUCAUUAAGAUGGAUGAAGAUUUUUCUUACAUAUCCACAUACAGCUUUUUAUAUUAAUAUAUCUUUCACACUUUUUUACAGUUAAUCAAUUUUGAGUUUUAUGUUUAAUAAAUAAAAAUACAUACAUA
Molecule: messenger RNA, 3449 nt
Organism: Cyprinus carpio (common carp)
Lineage: Eukaryota; Metazoa; Chordata; Actinopteri; Cypriniformes; Cyprinidae
Product: B-cell receptor CD22-like
Exons: 13
Coding region: 419-2095 (558 amino acids)
Biological process (GO): cell surface receptor signaling pathway
Molecular function (GO): transmembrane signaling receptor activity
Source: RefSeq, a predicted model, not a curated record